This is a messenger RNA of Venturia canescens, 1305 nucleotides long. RefSeq lists its product as uncharacterized. The record is from RefSeq and is a predicted model, not a curated record. NCBI's taxonomy places the organism in Eukaryota, Metazoa, Arthropoda, Insecta, Hymenoptera, Ichneumonidae. The transcript is spliced from 3 exons. The coding region runs from base 60 to 1208 and encodes 382 amino acids.
AUCUGAAAAUACGCGAGCGCGAGACACGUACCCAGAAGCCUCAUCUCCGCAGUUUGUGAAUGGCUUUGCUACUCAACAAGAUCAUGGAUUACUUCCAGUUUAAACUUCUUAUUCUAUCCAUCAUUUUAUGUCUGAUUGUUUCAGAAGUGUCCGGUGAGAGAUCGUGGGGAUCCGACAGAGCCCGAUACGAUGGUUAUGAUCUACAAAAAGGACCGGUUUUCUACGAAGCGUACUACGCGGAUGAGAACCAAGCAAAGACGACGGAACCCCAGCAAUUUCGGGGAAACAUCAAACCGGAAGAGCAGAAUUUCAAUGGUGGGAUGAUGAUCGAAAAAAUGUAUCAAACCGCAGGAAAAUCUUCGGUAAACCGUGCAAACUGGAGUCCUGACGAACCCAGAAGUCAAGGCACCGUGGACCGUUUUUACACCCAACAAAAUCAAGCUCCGAUAUCAAACUUCGAUUCGAACGGAGAUAACCGACGACAAAUGAGAGGGCAAGGAAACGUACAUUUCAUUGAAAAUAGGAGAUUCGACGAGGAAUACAUAAAACCAAUUUUGUCUGCGAUUGAAAACAGUGCUCGUGAGAUUUUGAUUAAAGAAUUUGAGAAAGUACGCGAAAUGCAGGACACGAUUGAGAAUGUGAAAACUUCGAGGUCUCCGAGAGUUGUGGACUUGGAAAACCGAGUGAGCGAUGGAAGGCGAAUUCCGGUGGGUAAUCCCGAGCCUCCGAGUCGUUCGAAUCAGCCGAAUUCGUUCGAUCAGAGCUUGGACACGGGGAGUUGGAAAAAUUGGAGAGCCAACGAUUAUUUUACGGAUCAUAAUCGUUUGGAAGAUUCAGAAUUUCCGAAUUCCGUUCCUCGCAAACCAUUCGCUCCUGAAAUAAACAACUUUCAGCCCGAAUCGAGCAACUACGUGAAGAGUGCGACUACUGCACCGGCGAGAGAACAGCAUUUUGCGCCGGGAAUAGAAUCACCCGUGAAACUACCAAAACCACAAUCAUUAACGUCAAAUUAUUGGCCCACGAAAGAUUUUGAUUAUCGAAAUACAGAAACGCAUGAAAAUACACGAAAUACUCGAAAAUCCAACGAAAUCGUUCCCGGCGUCGCAUCCAUCGAAAUCAGUGAAAUGCCACGACACAAAACUCGACAUCAUCACGGUGAAAAACCUCGAAUCAGCAAACAACAUCGUCGUCAGACGCCAGUAAACUAAUCACUGAUUCAUCGAUGCAACAUCUUUAUUCUUUACAAGUAUCAACGUUUUCACAUAGUUCAUCAACGAUUACAUUAAAUUCGUAUUCUGAAGAUAA